Messenger RNA from Bursaphelenchus xylophilus (pine wood nematode), 2249 nucleotides. The record is from the annotation of a GenBank genome assembly. Lineage: Eukaryota; Metazoa; Nematoda; Chromadorea; Rhabditida; Aphelenchoididae.
AUGCUGGCUCGUAGAAUACUGGGCCAAUCCAGAUUUGUCAUGUUUAAACCCCCUGCUAUGUCAUGCACUUCCAUAAUAAUUCGUAUGUUUUAAAGAAGUCUUCUUAAAUUCGUUUAGAACAUCGAACUGUUCGAUUCAAGGCAUCAAAUGGUCAUCAUUCAGAAGAAAAGGGACAUAAAGAGGAAAGGGAACAGAAGACAGAUGAAAAGAAAGAUGAAUAUGAAGGUGAAAAGGAAAAACCAGAAGUGAAAAUUGACCCUGAAACGGGUAGGGCCUUAACGUCUCAAACUUUUUGGUUGUUUUAGCGAAGAAACUUCGAUUAUUCGGUUUGUUGACCUUUGUGACCUCCGGAAUUCUAUCAUUUUAUCUGUUAAAACAGAUGUUUGCUUCUCCGAUGGUGGGAGGAGAUCCAAUACCGUUUAACGAUUUUGUGGAGAAAUUCUUGAAGGCUGGGGAGGUAGGGUUAUUUAAUGAUUUUAAUGGUGAUUUAGAUUAAAUACAUUAUUUAUUCGCCAUCUCAAGGAGUCGCGAUGGCACAGCUUCACGAAGGAGCUGUCAUUGAAGGAAAACCGGUACGAAAUUUGAAACGAGGAUGAUAACUCUGUGGAAUGACUGUCAACUAUUUAAAUUUUAGUGGCCCCAGCCCAUGGUUUUGGUCCAAUACAAGCAUCCGACUGGAGAGAAUUCAAAUUUUGAGGCUGAAGUUCGAAAAGUUGAAGAAGAACUUGGGGUUCGACAUCAAGAUAGGAUUACAAUUACUGUAGUCGAAGGAAUGAGCGGCAGAAAAGUCAUAGAGAUCGUCAUCGCCCUUUCUAUAUUGUUCUUUCUCUUCUCCCAAUACGGUCGUCUAAUCAGAAAUCGAAUUGUCCAAGCGAAAACUAAAGGAAAUUAAAUAAAUUUUUAUUAGGAAAGAGUAUUCUGGAUAGUCUAAUAGGGUUGCAUUCCAAGUCACUUAUUCUAUUAAAACAUGAAUUUAUUCUUUAUUUGUUUUAUAGAUGUCCCAUAAACCAGGCCAGACAUUGGCCGCGCUUCUGGAAGAGGGAUGUCGGAGAUAUAAGAAUUGUCAGCCCGUCAAAAACAACUUCGAAACUGCCAAUGUAGGUCUUGAAGAUGAUAAAGCCAUGCAAAUGAUUAGGGUCAACAUGGAACUGAAUUAAGUAUAGAAGAAUUUAAAGCACAAUCGAUCUCAAGAAACAGGAAGACGGCCCAACAUCUAGCUGCCCGCGAUGUUCUCCUUCAGAUUGUAAGAGCCGGAAGAUACAAAGAUUUCUUCAUCCCGGGUGAUAAUCAAGCCGAAGCUGAACAAUACAUGUAUGUCGACGUUGCUUUCGUAAUACUCAUCAUGGCUUUUCUUUUAACCUAAUCCCUUGAUGCCUCAUUUGUUUGGAUUCCUUUAUUUCAGUCUUGGCCUGCAGCCAGAACUCGGAACUGAUGAACAGAUGGCCAACGAGAAUUGGCCAGGCAAAUGUGAUCUCUUGUGUGCCCAAAAAAGGAUCAACUCCAAGCCGACGUACGACAUCGAAGCGAUCGAAGAACAGAACCAAACGUUAAAGAUGUUCAAAUGUGUAUGCACCUUGAAGAGCAUCAUCGUCACUGAAGUUGGAACAUCCAAGAAAAAAGCAAAAGCAGCAGCAGCCAAGAGAAUGUAUGAUCGGAUUAAUGAAGAGAUCCAAGGAGGUAAGGGAACACAAAGACUACAUUACUUUACAGUAGUCGAAUUGAAUAUCAUUCAAAAUGAGCCCAAGAACAAGGAAAGUAAAUUCACCGAGGUGAAAGAAAAGGAGGAAGUUAUGCUAGAAGGGAGAUUUUCGGAAUGGCUCAGAGGGAAGCUGGAGAAAUGGAGUGAUCUUGAACAUGUUGUACAUGACAGGUGUAAAGAUGCCUAUCCCCUGUUCCAGCGAGUCUGCUCGGUCGCUGAGAAAGACCAACAAUCGAUACUCAAAAAGAUCUGGCCCAAUAUGAAAUACAAAUUCCUUUUAGAUUUGAAUCAAAGUACUCCUUUUGAGGAUAGUAUGAUAGAAUCACUUCAGAAGGAUAUUGAUCAUAAUCCUAUCUUGAAAGGUAUGAAUACAAGUCAAGAAAAAUAACUUUUUUUAGAUGAGAUUACCGUAUUCUUAGACAUCUACUGUGAUGAUAAAUGUAACAAUGUAUUUACUGGAACAGGAAAGAACAUAGCAAUUGCGAAGGAAUUAGCCUGCUGCUCGGCUCUCAUGUUCUUGAAGGUCUACGUGGACGCGCAUGUAAAGUAA